AUCAGGCUUUGCGCUGAGAAUGGUAACUCGUCUUGGAAUCAGUGCGCUCACAUCAGUGGCAUGCUUCAUGGAGAUAUGUACCUCUCAUUGCCCUCUGAACCACCAACAUGGAUUGCAAACCCCCUGUUCUUUUUCUGAUCCUCUCUUCAUUGAUCUGCCUGGGACAACUCACUAACCAUCCCUCCAACGAAGUUAAUCUGCUGGAUUCGAAGGCGAGUCAAGGGGAGCUGGGCUGGAUCUCUUAUCCAUCACAUGGGUGGGAAGAGAUCAGUGGGGUGGACGAGCACUACACCCCGAUCCGCACCUACCAAGUGUGCAACGUGAUGGAGUACAACCAGAACAACUGGCUAAGGACCAACUGGAUCCCACGCAACUCAGCCCAGAAGAUUUACGUGGAGCUCAAGUUCACCCUGAGAGACUGCAACAGCAUCCCCCUGGUGCUGGGCACCUGCAAGGAGACCUUCAACCUGUACUGCAUGGAGUCGGACGAGGACCAAGGGGUCAAGUUCCAGGAGUACCAGUACACAAAGAUCGACACUAUCGCGGCCGACGAGAGUUUCACUCAGAUGGACCUGGGCGACCGCAUCCUCAAGCUCAACACUGAGGUGCGCGAGGUGGGGCCUGUGAGCAAGAAGGGGUUCUACUUGGCCUUCCAGGAUGUGGGGGCCUGUGUGGCACUGGUCUCUGUGCGGGUCUACUUCAAGAAGUGCCCGUACACUGUUAAGAACCUGGCCAUGUUCUCAGACACAGUGCCCAUGGACUCCCAGUCACUGGUGGAGGUGCAGGGCUCCUGCGUCAAUCACUCUAAAGAGGAGGAGCCUCCCAGGAUGUACUGCAGCACGGAGGGGGAGUGGCUGGUACCCAUCGGGAAAUGCUUGUGCAACAUCGGGUAUGAGGAGAGGGGGAACUCCUGCCAAGACUGCAGACCCGGAUUCUACAAAUCUCUCCCUGGGAACGCAAAGUGUGCAAAGUGUCCUCCACACAGCUACACCCACCAGGAGGGAUCUGUGCACUGCAGCUGCGAGAAACACUACUUCCGCGCAGAGAAGGACCCAGUCUCCAUGGCCUGCACCAGACCUCCCUCCGCCCCGAGGAACGUCAUUUCAAACAUCAAUGAGACUUCGGUCAUCCUGGACUGGACCUGGCCGGCAGACACAGGGGGCCGGAAGGACGUGACGUUCAGCGUGGUGUGUAAGAAAUGUGGUGCCAGCGCUCAGCAGUGUGAGCCGUGCCGCGGGGCUGUGCGGUUCCUGCCACGCCGUGUCGGCCUCACCAACACCACAGUGACCGUGGCCGACCUGCUGGCUCACACCACCUACACCUUCGAGAUCGAGGCCCUGAACGGCGUCUCGGAGCAGGGCUCCGCACUCAAGCAGUGUGCCGCCGUCACCAUUACCACCAACCAAGCCGGUAAGGCUCCAUCACCAGUCACUGUGAUCAGGAAGGACCGCACGGCUCGGAACAGCGUCACCCUGUCCUGGCAGGAGCCAGAGCGCCCCAAUGGGAUCAUCCUGGACUACGAGGUCAAAUACUACGAGAAGCAGGAACAAGAGACAAGCUACACUAUCCUGAGAUCAAAAGGCACCAACGUAACGAUCAACGGGCUGAAACCUGACACCACGUACCUGUUUCAGAUCCGAGCGCGCACUGCCGCAGGGUACGGGGCCAGCAGCCGCAAGUUCGAAUUUGAAACCAGUCCGGAUUCUUUCUCCAUCUCCAGUGAGAACAGCCAGGUGGUGAUGAUUGCCAUCUCAGCCGCUGUAGCCAUCAUCCUGCUGACUGUGGUGGGGUACAUUCUGAUUAGCAGAUUCUGUGGGCAUAAGUCGAAACACGCUGAUGAAAAGAGGUUUCAGUUUGGAAAUGAUCAUUUAAAACUCCCAGGACUCAGGACAUAUGUGGACCCACACACUUAUGAGGACCCCAAUCAGGCUAUCCAUGAAUUUGCCAAGGAAUUGGACUCCUCUUGCAUAUCCAUCGAUAAAGUGGUUGGAGCAGGUGAAUUUGGAGAAGUGUGUAGUGGCCGGCUGAAGCUGCCCUCGAAGAGAGAGAUCUCUGUGGCAAUCAAAACCCUGAAAGCAGGCUACACUGAGAACCAGAGGCGGGACUUCCUGAGCGAGGCCAGCAUCAUGGGGCAGUUUGAGCACCCCAACAUCAUCCGGCUGGAGGGAGUGGUCACCAGAAGUAAACCAGUGAUGAUUGUCACAGAAUACAUGGAAAAUGGUUCUUUAGACAGUUUUCUACGAAAGCACGAUGCCCAGUUCACUGUGAUCCAGCUGGUGGGCAUGCUGCGUGGCAUUGCCUCUGGGAUGAAGUAUCUCUCUGAUAUGGGCUACGUUCAUAGAGACCUGGCGGCUCGCAACAUCCUGGUCAACAGCAACCUGGUGUGUAAGGUGUCUGACUUUGGGCUGUCGCGUGUGCUGGAGGAUGACCCUGAGGCUGCCUACACGACGCGGGGCGGCAAGAUCCCGAUCCGGUGGACUGCACCAGAAGCCAUCGCCUACCGCAAGUUCACCUCCGCCAGCGAUGUGUGGAGCUACGGCAUUGUGCUGUGGGAGGUGAUGGCAUACGGAGAAAGGCCUUACUGGGAGAUGUCCAAUCAGGAUGUAAUUAAAGCAGUGGAUGAAGGCUACCGGCUGCCUCCUCCCAUGGACUGCCCAGCUGCCCUGUACCAGCUGAUGCUAGACUGCUGGCAGAAGGACAGGAACAACAGGCCCAAGUUUGAGCAGAUUGUCAGCAUUCUGGACAAGCUCAUCCGCAACCCAAGCAGUCUCAAGAUCAUUGCCAACACCGCUUCCAGGCUAUCAAACCUGCUGCUGGACCGGAACAGCACAGACAUCACUGCCUUCCGCUCAAUGGGCGACUGGCUGGAGAGCGUCCGGACUGUGCCCUGCAAGGACCACUACACUGGGGUCAGCUACAGCUCCUGCAACACGCUGGCAAAGACAUCAGUAGAAAUAUGCCUGAGUGAUGUUAAGCCAGCAGACUCCUUACCUGAGUUUGAACCGCCCCUGGGGAUUUCCACACUUUAACCACAGCAAUCCCAGAUGGGACUUCAAGAAGAUAGGUGUAACUGUUGUAGGACCUCAAAAGAAGAUUGUAAGCAGCAUUAAAGCACUUGAAACACACACAAAGAAUGGCCCGGUUCCGGUGUAAGACAGACCCUUCGCUGCUUUGGGUCAGAAAUAAAAAAUAAAAACAAUGUGGGAAAACAACGCAAUGGACAGCAAAUUGAUGGAACAGUGGCAAAGGCACAGGGGGAUCCAGGGAUCUCAGGAAGAGUUUCACAGUGCUCAGAGUCCAGAUGGAUAUUAGUCCCGGGGUACAUAAAGACUUGCCAGUGCUACGAGUUAGAGUUGCCUUAAUUUAAAAAAAAAAAAAAAAAAAAACAAGAGGAAGGAAAACUGUGUUUUCUACCAAUUUAAGUACUUCAAUCAAGCUGUGUUUUACCAUGUAACCAGGAGGUGAGAACAUUUAUUCACAAGGUUGCAUCAGAAAGCAUGGCUAGCUUUGAGACUGAUAAUUGAUCAAGUGGAAGUGGUAAGAAUGGUGUUUGCUGUUAACAUGUUUCAAAUGAAUUAGUAACAGGGAACGACUUUACUAAUGUUGCUAAAAAGGAAUAAACAGAAAUAAAUAGGUAAGAUAACCCAACUACCACUGGAGACUAAAUUUCGAUUGCAGGAACUGUUGAUGUCUUGAGCUAAGCAAUGCAAUAAAAUCAGCUCAGAACACCCCGACUCCUACCCAGAGGUUUAACACACUAAUCAUUCUAUCAAUCAUUGCACACGCACAAGGUUCAGCAGGGUCAUUAAGGCUUCUGACCACAGAAAUGCAUAGUUCAGCAUAGGGUGUUCUUCUGUUGAGUUUUGCAGUGAAAUCAUGCUUAACACCAGUGUAAACAAAAGUGUUACUGUAUGUACGCCUUAGUUUGUUGCUCACAUUUGUUUUUCUCAACUGCAAUAUACCGAACAUAAUUAAUGGUAAUUAAAAUAAUUGGUAUACACUGUUUAACAGUAACGCGGUCCUCAGAAUGACAGCCCUAUUCAUGUAAUGUAAUGUAAUGUAAUGUAAUGUAAUGAAAGUGCCAAACAGCAAGUUACUUUGCUUUAGGGAACUAUAUGUGGUGUAUUUGAACCCCACAGUUAACACACGAACCACAAUGUGGAGAUUCAGAGUCUCUAAUUAUAGGUCUUGGGCCAGAUAAGAAAGCAGGGUUUUCAGUAUAAUAACUAUUUCUCUCAAUACUAAUUGACAGAUGCUAGUUUUCUCACACAGACUGAUAUGCAACAUAUGUUGUAAUGUACAUAGGAAAACAUUAGGAAUCCUUUUUUAUGUGGGGUUAUGAGUUACCAUUGAUUUCAAAUUGGAUUAUAUUGUAAUGGAGAUACUAUUUUGAAUGUGGAGAAAGUCUAAUUCAAAUUGUUUGCAUGAGAGUACCGACUGACAGACAAGAUGGAAGACUCGGGGCCAGUCCCAUUGCUGUCCCUUCUUGUUGACUUUGCCCCAGCUAGCAGUCACACUUGUAAUGCCAUGCGGCUGCCCAGUGCAGGUUUUAAAGGGGAAAUAAUCUGGGUAGUCAGAUUGGAACUGGUAUUACAUGUCAGUGGUAACAGUUGCCGUGAUUUAUAUAAAACUGAGAACCAUUCUUAUUUUGAAUAAUAAAAAAAAUUAUUUAAUGCGCCGCAGUGUCUCGUCUGAAGUGAUGCAGAAGGCAUAGCGGAAAACUGGAGGGGUAAUCCUGAUGUCAAUUGAAUGAUGCAUCUUUAACAGCUGAAGACGCGAGGGAAAGAAUAAUAAGAUAUAUUGGGAAAUAUAUCCUGAAGGGGCAGAAGUGAGCAGAAAUCAGUUGCUAUCACUGUAAACACUGUCCCAGGCUCUGCUUCCUUGCGUGCCUCCCCCUGGCUUCAUGGAGCAUCCCAGUGAAUGGGCCCUUAGUGGGAGAGACUGCACUCCUGUUACAAACACUGCUCUUCAACACAGUAUCUUCAAGUGAUUUCUCAUGUACUCUUUAAAAGAGUGCAAACAAACAAAACUGAUCUAUUAGUCACUGUUGUAUAGGACACAGAAACAUACCUGAAUCUCUCUCAUUAUACAUGUGAAUAAAUACUCUUCCCCACAGUGUUAUCUUGUACAUAUGGAAACAUGAUAUUGUAAUAUUAGUAACAGUGACAUUAGCGGUACUGUCGUUUAUGUGGCCAUCUCUUGUACAGUACUUAUAUUAAAAAAGCUUGCUUAGGACAACAUAUUUUUAAAACAUGUACCAUAUUAUCUGUUCAGUACCUUAAAAAUCAAUUCUAAUUUCCAUCUAUUAUUUAUUCCUGUUAGCAUAUCCAGUGCAGAGUUGUUGCUUGUAGCAUACAGUAAACUAUGACAGUGUAUGGGAUUCCUAUUGAUGAUGUGUAUUUACCUUUUAUUGUGUAAGUUUGUUUCGUUGGUAUUUUUUUUUGUUUUUAAAUACAAUACUGUUAUCCCCUAAUUUUGUUUUUGUGUGCAAAUGUAGAUGGCCUGCUACUAAUGUAAACGGAUUUGUAGUGGAAACAUUUAUAUUUUUAUAAUAAACAUAAUGAAGGUAUUUUUUACAGAA
Messenger RNA from Acipenser ruthenus (sterlet), 5581 nucleotides. Its product is annotated as ephrin type-A receptor 3. Gene Ontology annotation, cellular component: plasma membrane; neuron projection. Gene Ontology annotation, biological process: protein phosphorylation; axon guidance; cell surface receptor protein tyrosine kinase signaling pathway. The coding region runs from base 108 to 3029 and encodes 973 amino acids. The record is from RefSeq and is a predicted model, not a curated record. Gene Ontology annotation, molecular function: transmembrane-ephrin receptor activity; protein binding; ATP binding. The transcript has 18 exons. NCBI's taxonomy places the organism in Eukaryota, Metazoa, Chordata, Actinopteri, Acipenseriformes, Acipenseridae.